Molecule: messenger RNA, 1914 nt
Organism: Didymodactylos carnosus
Lineage: Eukaryota; Metazoa; Rotifera; Eurotatoria; Philodinida; Philodinidae
Source: the annotation of a GenBank genome assembly
AUGACGUACCUAACAACACGGGGAAUUUUAUUAUUAAAACCAUUAUUGGAGUUAGAUAUACAAAAAUGGUACAGUCCAAUACAAGGACGUGAUUUUUGUUGCUUUCUUCUUAAAAUUAUACCAUUAUGUUAUCCUUACAUAUCAACUACAGAUGCUGAAAAAGUUACAACAUCUGUGUUAGAUGUUGUUGAAUGUAUAUUUUGUUUAAUAAUUCGAAUAUAUUCUGAACCAACUCUAGAAUCGUUUGAUAGUACUACUCAUAUUGAAAUAAUUCAGACAUUAUCAACGAUGUUCGCAAAUGAAACAUCUCUAGCAAUCAAUAAUGAUGAAUUAUCACCAAUUUUACUAUGGCUUUAUCAGAUGAAAAUUCGAGCAUUAUUCUCAAUUAUUCGACAAACAUUUCGAUUAUUUACAUCGGCGUUUAUUUCACAAUUAAAAACAUUUCCGAUUUCAACAAUUAUAAACGAUCUUAACAAACGGUCAACACCGUCAAUUUCAACACCAUCUUAUUCUCUAGUUCGUUUAACAUUUGAUACUCUUCAGGGUUUUCUCAUUUUAAUUGAAAAUAUUCUUACCUAUGUAUUUGAUGAAAAGUUGAAAAAAAUGAAUAAAAAAGAGACAAAAUGUUCUUAUAUACGUGAAAUUUUACCGUUAAUUAGUGAAUUAUUAACAAGUGAUUAUUUUACAUUAUUUCAAACUGUUCAAAGUCAAUGUGAAACUCGAUCUAAACAAAUUAUUGAAUAUUUACAUGAAAUAUUAAAACGAUUAAAAUCGUGUCGAAUAUAUUUAUAUAAUAAACAACGUUGUAUGAAUAGUGACACAAAAUUUAAAACACAUAAACAUUGUAAAUAUAUUCAUUUACAUCAAAGUCAAUUUGAAAUAACCAUACCACAUACGACAAAUGAUGGUAUAUCGACAACAAGACGAAUUUGUGUAAUAUCAACACUCUAUGACAAAUUGUUAAGAUUAGCAAAUAAACAAAUUGAACAACAAACAUCGAUCACAUUUGCACAGGAUUGUUUAAACGUGUUAUCUUCUUGUGGUUCAUGUUCGUGUUAUCCUUUAUCUCAUUAUCGUUCAUUAUUAAUAAAUGUAAAUCAUCUUACAGACCAUUUUAAUAUUCAACGUCAAACAAUAUCAUUGUUACGCAAUGCAUUUUUAUUAAUUCGUUCAUGUGAAGUCAUUUCUCCAACUUCUCAAAGUAAUAAACAACCACCGGACACUACGUAUAUGAAUAGCGCAUUUUGGACUUAUAUCUCAACUCAUUUAUUACAACAAGAAUCAUUAACACAAUUUUCACUGGAAUUUUCUCGUUCAUUAUUAGAUCUAAUUCAAUGUUGUUCAUCAGCGGAAAAGCGAACAAUUUUAUUCGUUUGUAUCUUACCAGCAUUAGAAUAUUAUCGAUUAAUGUAUUCAUCAACAUCUACCAAUGAAAAUACACACCAGAUUGUUCAAAAUAUUCUUCUAACAUUACCCACAUUGAUCGAUUGUGUUUCAGAUUUACCUGAUUCUUUCUAUUCUUUACUUUCAUCUUCAAAUUUUAACUCAAAUGUAUCAACUCCGAUGAGCUGUAGUCCAUCAUCAAUCAACUCAACACCUCCAACAAUUAAUUUUUCAAAUCUACCAUCUUCAACAAUUCGUAAACAAUCAACAAUUUCGAAUAAUUUAUCAUUACUAGAUACUUUAAUAGCAUUAUCAUCAAUGGAUAAUUCAAAUAUAAUGCUUAGCUAUACACUGCCCGUUAUUGGCUAUAUUUUAAAUCUUACACCGGCUGAAACCGAUUAUUUAACACCCUUAAUUGAUCUUAUAUUAAAAUGUACAUUAAGAGUAUGUUGUAAUGAUUUAUUAUCUCAAGAACAAAAUGUAUUUCAAAUUGUUCUCAUUCUUCUCAUUAAAUGUCCACCGUUUCGUCAA